Messenger RNA from Malassezia globosa CBS 7966, 1230 nucleotides. RefSeq lists its product as uncharacterized. The transcript has a single exon. Gene Ontology annotation, biological process: regulation of DNA-templated transcription. The coding region runs from base 1 to 1230 and encodes 409 amino acids. Lineage: Eukaryota; Fungi; Basidiomycota; Malasseziomycetes; Malasseziales; Malasseziaceae. The record is from RefSeq and is a predicted model, not a curated record. Gene Ontology annotation, molecular function: DNA-binding transcription factor activity, RNA polymerase II-specific; RNA polymerase II cis-regulatory region sequence-specific DNA binding.
AUGGUCCCUCGUGAUCUGGUGGAAGAAUCAGUCGCAACGGCUUCGUCAAAUCCUAUGUCCGAGCCCUGGGAGGCUUUUCUGCGAAAUGACAACAUGUUUGGAAGUUCAGCGGCUCCAUCGGACCUCUUCGAACAAAUGCAGCUCCCUCAGCAAUCCACCCGAGACAAUCUGAUCCCUUUGUACGACUAUGAUGACAUGCAAGAAACGAGGACAAAACUAUCAGAGGAUACCGUCGAGUCAAUUCUGGCAUCGAAUGAAAGUUUAAAAAAUACGAUGUAUGGCAUUUCUGAGCCAAUGAUUGAUCUAACACCGACAACGAGUGUUUCCGAUAUGUCCUUAUUUGGUUUGUCUGCUUUGCCACUUGCGCCAACUACAGACAGCAUCUCUCAGGAUUUCCUAGUGUCGUCACCCUCCAGCUCGAGUGGGACGUAUCCUUAUGAACUCUUCAAUAUACCCUCGCCGCUUCCGGGAACUGUAUAUCCUCGUUCUCCUACUAUCAACCAUGCUAUGAGUGAUGAAGACUCACCUAGAAAUACUUUUGGCAUUAUGAAUAGUGCUCCUUUUGAUUUGCACAGCUUAAUAUCGGACACAGUUCCUAUCACGCAAAUGGAACUGGGCCUUUCAAAGGCUGAUGUACACUCGGAUACCCAGCACUUGUCCUCGCUUCCAUGUCUGUUGCCAUUUUCGACAUCAUCUCAGACCGGCGCGUCAUCAUCUGGACAGCCUGAUUGUCAAGAAAUAAAACCUUUAUACGUGGCAGCAGAUUCAAAUUUUGCCGCUCCGCAAUGUAUGAAUAACAUUGGAGCGGUUGUAUCGCCGGUUGUCAGCAAACAAACUGCAGCUGAAACGAGUCUCGGAACUGUAUCCAGAGCCCUGGCUUCUGUUCCUAAGAACUCCUCAACAUCUAUGUCCGUUACUGCGUUCCCUGAUUUAGGUUUGCUCAAGCUUCCAAAAGCGCAAAAAUUGUAUGAAUGCCCUACUUGCUGUAAGGUAUUUGUCCGUGCGUACAACCGGAAGAAGCACAUGGAGACGCACGAAGCUCUGGAAAAUCGAUUGCGUCCUUUCAUAUGCUCAUAUGCUGGUUGUGGUAAGUCGUUCUCACGAAAACAUGACAUGAACCGGCAUUACAUGGGCGUCCAUUUUGGUAUACGGAAGACGCCCACGGACUCAGCGCAAAAUAAGCGCAGCAAUAAUACAAUCUUAGAUGUGAAGCCCACGAUUGCGUCUUAA